AUGGAAGCAGACACUAUUCAGCUUAAUGAAGAGCAGAAAAUUAACUCCAACGUAAAGAUCAAAGCAUCUGCUAUCACUAUCAUAGGCAAGAAAAACAUUAACAGAACUUAUCAUGAAAUUCCAUUCCGAAUUUUAAUUACUAUCACUCGCAAGAAGAAUCCCAUUGAUCAAGCAACUAUUAAAAUAAGACCUAUUAAUGAAAAAGAAGUGAAUUUUGAGUCUAAUGAUAAUAAUCAAUUUUCACUUAUAGAAGAUAAAUCAGUAGAUGUUCAUUAUGAUGUAAUUUCGCAUGUAGCAGCUUCUGUUGCAUUUAACAUUUCAUAUUUAGAGCCAAGGAAAGAAAUAAAAAAUAUAAAAUUAAUAAUUCCGAUUUAUCCAUCAAUUAUUGUAGAACCAAAAGUCAUGUUAUUUAAUACAGGAUUUAUUCUUCACUAUUCUAUUGAAAAUAAGCUUUCAUUUGCAGUAAAUGAUAUAAAUUUAGAAACAUCCUUUCCUACAUUUCCACGAAUUGUAUUUCAAACAGACCAACCUACUUUCCCCUCAACAGAAUCAGAAUUCGAUAUGUGCGAAGAGCUAAAACCGGAUAACAUAAUAAAAACUUUUAUACAUGGAGACUUUUUCCCUCCAAAAGAGCGCAUGAACAUUGGAACAUUCACAAUAAAAUAUACCGUUCCUUCACUUAAUCGAACAUUUUCAUUUACAAAGGAAAUUGUUGACCAAAAUGAACUUGUUGACAAGCCAUUUGCCUUCAGCUUAAUUGGGCAGCCUGAUAAAGUCCCUGUGUUAACACCUUUCAAUGUUAAAGUUGAUAUUUUCAAUAAUUUAAAAGCAAAAGCUUCAUUUUCUUUAGAAAUCUUGACAACAGAAAAUUCGACACUUUUACCAUAUGGAAAACACUAUUAUUCCAUUGAUGAAAUAGGAAUUGAACCAAUCAGAAUUUCAAUGGAAUUUAUCGCAAUUACUGAAGGUUUGUUGAAGUAUCCCCAAAUGCUUAUUAAGUCUGAUAGUUGUUUUCCUUAUAACGUUGAUUUUAAUGAUGGAGUUUUCGCAAUUGCCCAAAAAUGUGAAUAA
Trichomonas vaginalis G3 is the source of this 1071-nucleotide messenger RNA. RefSeq lists its product as uncharacterized. Bases 1 to 1071 code for a protein of 356 amino acids. The transcript has a single exon. Lineage: Eukaryota; Parabasalia; Trichomonadida; Trichomonadidae. The record is from RefSeq and is a predicted model, not a curated record.